Molecule: messenger RNA, 1423 nt
Organism: Magnolia sinica
Lineage: Eukaryota; Viridiplantae; Streptophyta; Magnoliopsida; Magnoliales; Magnoliaceae
Product: thiamine thiazole synthase 2, chloroplastic-like
Exons: 2
Coding region: 73-1149 (358 amino acids)
Biological process (GO): thiamine biosynthetic process
Source: RefSeq, a predicted model, not a curated record
UCAAUCACCACACCAAAACCACUCUCAGCCUCACUCUCUCAAACCCUCCCUAGAAAAAGCCCUAAAACCAUCAUGGCUACCAUGGCCACUGCCCUCACCUCCUCCCUCUCUUCCAAACCCAAGACCCCUUUCCAAGAAACCUCCUCCUUCCAUGGCCUUCCCAUACCAUCACGAAUCCAAUCCGUCCAUUCAUCUCUCCAACACCAUCAAAACCUCUCCAUCACCAUGUCCACAAACUCCCCCACCUACGAUCUCAAUUCCUUCCAAUUCCAACCCAUCAAAGAAUCCAUCGUCGCACGUGAGAUGACCCGUCGAUACAUGACAGACAUGAUCACCUACGCCGACACCGAUGUCGUCAUCGUCGGCGCUGGCUCAGCCGGCCUUUCCUGCGCCUACGAGCUCAGCAAAAAUCCCUCUGUCCGUAUCGCAAUAAUCGAACAGUCAGUUAGCCCAGGUGGCGGGGCUUGGCUCGGUGGCCAGCUCUUCUCCGCGAUGGUAGUCCGCAAGCCGGCUCACGUCUUCCUCGAUGAGAUCGGAGUCGAGUAUGACGAGCAAGACAAUUACGUAGUAAUCAAGCACGCUGCUCUCUUCACGUCGACUAUCAUGAGCAAGCUCCUUGCUAGGCCGAACGUGAAGCUUUUCAAUGCUGUGGCGGCUGAGGAUUUGAUCGUGAAGGAAGGACGUGUUGGGGGUGUUGUGACGAACUGGGCGCUUGUGUCGAUGAACCAUGAUACUCAGUCUUGCAUGGAUCCGAAUGUGAUGGAGGCGAAGGUUGUUGUGAGUUCGUGCGGUCAUGAUGGGCCGUUUGGUGCGACUGGGGUGAAGAGGCUUAAGAGCAUUGGGAUGAUCGAUGCUGUGCCGGGGAUGAAGGCUUUGGAUAUGAAUACGGCGGAGGAUGCGAUUGUUAGGCUGACGAGGGAGAUUGUACCAGGGAUGAUCGUUACUGGGAUGGAAGUGGCAGAGAUCGACGGAGCGCCGAGAAUGGGCCCCACGUUUGGAGCAAUGAUGAUAUCUGGUCAGAAAGCAGCUCAUUUAGCAUUAAAGGCAUUGGGUCAGCCAAACGUUUUGGAUGGCACUUCUAGCCUCGGAAGCCCUCUCCCAGAAUUCGUCCUCGCAUCUGCCGAGGCUUCUGAGAUUGCAGAUGCUUAGACAGCCUUUCCAAAACCCAAGACAAAAAAGCCCAUCAAAGCAAGAUAUGAGAUUUGUCAAUGCAUGCAUGUAUUGGAAUCCCAUGUGAGGCGUUUGGCUUCUUUAUCAGGUUUUGUGGCGAUGUAGAAUCAGGUUUUUCCUACUUUUCAAGACCUUCACUACAAAUAUCUGUAUGUAGGCAAUAAUGUGGUGUGGAAUUUGAAAAAGACUGGUGGGGCCCUUUGGGUCUUUGUCGACCUUUUCUGGAUUUUUAUUGGUGAGGAUCUUGUGAGUA